UGGCAUCGUGCAAGAGAGACAAAGAAGAGGAAAAGUACUGCAGAGACUGGGAGAAGGAGAAGGAUUUGAAGGACUGGGUUCGGCCAGUUAUGGGAGAUGAGAGAUUGGCGGCCUGCAGGGUCUGUAAGUCUGAGAUGAAGGCCAACUAUGAUGUCCUCCAGCAGCACAUGGUCACCAGCAAACAUCAAACAUUUGCUAUGCCAGGAUGUGCGACGGCCCUUGAUAAUACGGGACUUAGUGUUUCAAAGAAUUCUAGUAAUACCUCGAUGGAGACCAAGGGAUUGUGUUCCUCAGCUUGUUCACAGAAGACAAAAGAGGAGGAAACAGAUAAGGCAUCGGUGCACAACGGGCUCGGGAAUGCAACAGAGUCUUUUCGGUUCAGCGCUGAACCCACCUUGGAAGACAUUCGCAAGCUCCAGAUUGCAUUUACAGCGGAGCGUGGUUGGGGAAAGUAUCACCAACCUCGAAACCUUCUUCUUGCACUCGUUGGGGAAGUUGGAGAGUUGGCAGAACUCUUCCAAUGGCGGGAGGACGCCCCCGAAGGCCUGCCAGGAUGGACGGCCUCCGAGCGCGAAGCCCUCUCUGACGAACUCAGCGACGUCCUCAUUUACCUGGUGGCCCUUGCCAACAAAUGCCGCGUGGACCUCCCCACAGCCGCCCUCCAGAAGAUAGAGAAGAACCGCCUCAAGUACCCUGUUGAGCAAGUCUAUGGGUCGUCAAAGAAAUACACCGAGUAUCAGAAAAAAUGAGUCGUCUCCGCCUCUUCCUCACGAGAGAGAAAGGCAUCUGCUGCUUGUGGAACAUGCAAAGCCAUGUUUUUUUGAAGAUGCAAAGGAUGUUAUGACUUGAAUCAUGCCCAGAUUAAGGCCCCUUCCACACAGCUGAAUAAAAUCCCACAUUAUCUGCUUUGAAUUGGAAUAUAUGGCAGUGUGGACUCAGAUAACCCAGUUCAAAGCAGCUAUUGUGGGAUUUUUUUUUUGCCUUGAUAUUCUAGGUGAUAUGGCUGUGUGGAAGGGCCCUAACUGGUCAGAGUAUCCUAUCCUUCAUUUUUAGACUUUUUAAGUGGAGACUUGCACAUUCAAAGAUCCUAUGUGCUGUAUAUAGUGUAGAUAUCUGUUGCUGCUAUUUCCUUAUCUCCUGUGAUUCUUCAGAUGAACAGCCACAUCCAUAGCCAUUAUCUCAUGGGAUUUGGAGUCCAGUGAGAUCUGGAGGAAAGAAGCCCUGCCUUUAGCCUAAAACAUGAGUAAUGUGGGUGUAAGUGGCCUCCUGAUUAGGGACAAACUAGGGCCCCUUCUACGCUGCCGUAUGAAAUUCAAAUUAUCUGCUUUGAACCGAAUUAUAUGCCAGUG
Anolis sagrei ordinatus is the source of this 1349-nucleotide messenger RNA. The record is from RefSeq and is a predicted model, not a curated record. NCBI's taxonomy places the organism in Eukaryota, Metazoa, Chordata, Lepidosauria, Squamata, Anolidae.